AUGUUCCGGCUAUGCGUGCCGACGACCGAGCCGCUCCCAGACCGCGGAAAGAAGCGCCUGCUUGCCGCUGUGGCCGACCCCACCGACCUGACCGAGUACUUUCGGCAGCGCCGCCAGCUGGUGGCCGGGAUCAAGAGUGCCUACGUGCACUCGGAGACAAACUUGGGCGCGUACGAAGCGUUCCUCCCCUGGGCUGGGGCCAUGGUGGCGCUGGCGGACGCGUUUGACGAGCAGACACGGGAUGCGGUGCAAAAGUUCCACUUUACGUGGUCGACGGCGAGUCUGCGGCAUGUGGCGGCGUCGGAUGUGGCGGUGGCGAGCCACGGCAACAGCGGCGCCGGAUCGUCCAGCUCGGGCGCGACUGGGCCCAAACCGACAGUGCUCUCGCUCAAGUCUGCGCGGUUUGAGCUGGUGAUGAUUGUGGCGUCGCUGGGCAUGCAGCACUGGGCGAUGGCGCACGCAGCGCUGGACGACUCGGCGCAGGCUGCAGGCGACGGCGGCUCGGCCGAGCCGACGGUGGCGGCGCUCAAGGCGGCGUACACCUCGCUGCGAGCGGCGGCAGGCGUCUUCAUCGAGCUCGAGAGGCUGGUGGCGGCGUUUGUGGAUGCGCCAGACGCAGAGCACCUGCCACUAGAGGCGACGCCCGCGGGUGCGACGUUGCUCAUCGAGUGGGCACGGGCCGAGGCAGAGGCGUGCCUGCUGUUCUCGACUACGCUCGAGGGCAAGGUGAGCGGCAAGCUGGCCGCUCGCAUUGCAGCGUCGGUGGCGGUGCGCUUCGGGCGUGCGGCCGAUGUCGCGACCAACAGCGGGUGCGACAGCGCCAUUCUGCCGUAUUUGACGAUGCGCGGCGGGCUGGCGCGCGCGACAGCACUGCGGCACCAGGCCGCGAUGGCCAGCGAGGCCGGUGAGCAUGGGGUGGCGUGCGCGUACAUUGACAUGGCGACGGAAGCCAUGGGAGGCGUUGUCGAGCUCCUAGCGUCAAUCAAGUCGUCCAAGGGCCUGCUCUCGUCGGUGCUCGGCGGGGGCAACCCAGCGGCGCGGUUCCGCGCACUGGUGCCACUCGCGAGCAGCGAGGUCAAGGCGAUCGAGGCGGCGGCAAAGAGCUACCACCACGACAACGACAACGUGUACUACGAGCCGGUGCCCAAAGCGUCGACGCUCGAGCUUGCCGAGGCCGCCAGCGUGGCGGCGCCGACCGAGCUCGACAUGCCGCCGCCGGCCUUUGUCGACGUCGCGCUCAAGCCCGAGGAGGAAUCGACGUGCUGCAUCAGCUGAAGGCGGAGGAGGCGCGUGCUCGAGUGCGCGCGAGGGCCGCGUGGCGAGCCGAGCGGGCGCGGGCGAGCG
Molecule: messenger RNA, 1344 nt
Organism: Thecamonas trahens ATCC 50062
Lineage: Eukaryota; Apusomonadida; Apusomonadidae
Exons: 2
Coding region: 1-1275 (424 amino acids)
Biological process (GO): protein transport to vacuole involved in ubiquitin-dependent protein catabolic process via the multivesicular body sorting pathway
Cellular component (GO): endosome
Source: RefSeq, a predicted model, not a curated record